Fusarium coffeatum is the source of this 1425-nucleotide messenger RNA. RefSeq lists its product as uncharacterized. Bases 1 to 1425 code for a protein of 474 amino acids. Lineage: Eukaryota; Fungi; Ascomycota; Sordariomycetes; Hypocreales; Nectriaceae. The record is from RefSeq and is a predicted model, not a curated record. The transcript is spliced from 2 exons.
AUGUCUGCUGCUCAAGUCUUGUUCAACACUGCUCCCAGUAUCUCUGUAGCCGCUGAACCCAAACGCAGAGGCAGCUGGGUUCCUACACGGCGCAAAUCAGAAUGUCCCCUCGACGUCUCAAUCGAUAGACAUUUCGAAGCCAAGAUCUACACAUCAGGCUCAACAAUCACAGGCUCAGUAUCCCUCUCACCACAAGCAAACCUCACAGUCGAUGCCUUUGAGAUUGUCUUUUCCGGGUCAUCAUCCACCAUCGUGCAGAUGCUGCAUCAAGGCUCCAUGCCCAAGUCCGCUCACAAGUUCCUCCUGCUAAGAAUGCCAAUUCCUGAAAGUGCUCUGCCGGAAGAUGGUGUGCUGCAGGCUGGGUUUACUUAUCAAGUACCUUUUUCUUUCGUCAUUCCGUAUCAGCUUCCUAGUGCGGCUUGUAGGCAUCGCAAUGCUAUGAUUCGGGAACGGCAUUUGCAGUUGCCGCCUACUGUGGGGCCGGCGUGGGAGCAUGAUGAUAUGGCUGUUCAUACUGUCAAUAUCACCUAUGGUGUUGAGGCGCGAGGGUGGUUCGUGACUGGAAAGGGAAAGUCGUUGACUUUGGAGAGGACGCAUCCUGUCAAGGUUAUGCCUUUCCUUCCGGAGCAACCUCCUCUGCAUAUCGUACCUGGCAACCCACGUUAUGUACUCUCUCAAGAGAAGACCAUCCGAAAAGAUAUCCUCUCAUCCAAAUUGGGUUUCAUCAGAGCCUCAACUCUGCAACCCGACCCUGUCAAAAUCACAAGUGACAAGCUUCAACCAUCUGACAUCUCAUUGAACAUCGAUCUCGAGUUUUGGCCAAACGGCAACAAAGAGCCACCAGAGAUUUAUGCAAAGUCAGCUUCCAUCAAAGCAUCCACAUAUUACUCCACAGGCCAUCUGAGCUUUCUUCCCGACCAACACAGCUUCCCCAGCGUGAUGCCAAACCCCAUUCUAAGUUUCGUCCUCGAUGAGAACGCAACAGUCACAUGCCCCAAACCCAACUGGCGCCUCAACUCAUCAUCAACACCUUCACCACCAGUAUCUCGUCGAGGUUCAGAAUAUUCAGAAGUAGGCGAUGCACCACCGCGAAAUGCACCCCGACGAGGUUCCAAGAGCAGUGAUAUCAUCCGGACUGAAGCGCCAAGACAUACAGCCUCACUGCCCAUUUCCAUUACGCUGCCAAGUCCGGACUCUAGGAUCUUGCUACCGACAUUUUUCUCUUGUCUUAUUAGUCGAACGUACACGCUUGAGAUCAUUCUUGCUUCGAGAGCGCAUGGUUCGAGUUUUACAUUGCGGCUUCCGAUCCAGAUUGCUGUUGAGGGUGAGGGUGAGACUGGAGUCAACCACGUACCGACUUAUGAGCAGGUUCAAGCAAACCAAGAUCUCUUCGAUACCCUUCCCACUUACAACAUGAUCCAUUGA